Molecule: messenger RNA, 2124 nt
Organism: Megalops cyprinoides (Indo-Pacific tarpon)
Lineage: Eukaryota; Metazoa; Chordata; Actinopteri; Elopiformes; Megalopidae
Gene: cdc16
Product: cell division cycle 16 homolog (S. cerevisiae)
Exons: 18
Coding region: 130-1986 (618 amino acids)
Biological process (GO): cell division
Molecular function (GO): protein binding
Source: RefSeq, a predicted model, not a curated record
UCGCGGGACUGCUGAGCUGGUUUGUAUGGCGUAGCUGUACCUAUCCAGAGAUUCUGAUUAGCGUUUUUGUGCUUACGGAUGUAGGAUGAUACGCUUUUGAAUUAUAGAAGAAUCACCUUGACAGCCAACAUGAAUCUUGAGAGACUACGAAAGCGUGUCCGACAUUAUAUUGAUCAGCAACAGUAUCAAAGUGCCCUGUUUUGGGCAGACAAAAUUGCGUCGCUGUCACAUGAAGACCCCCAGGACAUUUAUUGGCUAGCACAGUGCCUUUACCUCACAUCCCAGUAUCACAGAGCCUCGCAUGCUCUACGCUCUCGCAAACUGGAUAAGUUGUAUGGAGCCUGUCAGUAUCUUGCUGCUAGAUGUCAUUAUGCUGCCAAAGAGUACCAGCAAGCACUGGACAUUCUGGACAUGGAGGAGCCAGCAAGCAAGAGGCUGCUGGACAAGAGUGUGAAGGAGGACAAUGGGAUCAAAGAGUCCAGUAAAGACUGGGGAAUGUCCACGGCUUCUAUCAAUAGCUCCAUCUGUCUGUUGCGGGGGAAGAUCUAUGACGCCAUGGACAACAGGCCCUUGGCUACAUCCAGCUACAAAGAGGCCUUGAAGCUAGAUGUCUACUGCUUUGAAGCCUUUGACCUUUUAACAUCUCACCACAUGCUGACGGCUCAAGAAGAAAAGGACUUCCUGGACUCCCUCCCUCUCAGCCAACAGUGUACAGAGGAGGAACAGGAACUACUUCGAUUUCUGUUUGAGAACAAAUUAAAGAAGUAUAACAAACCCAGUGAGGUGGUUGUCCCGGAUACAGUGAAUGGUCUCCAGGACAACUUGGAUGUUGUGGUAUCACUUGCUGAGAGGCAUUAUUACAACUGUGACUUUAAAAUGUGCUACAAACUCACAUCCAUGGUAAUGGUGAAAGAUCCAUACCAUGCCAAUUGUCUGCCAGUGCACAUAGGAACCUUGGUUGAGCUCAGCAAAGCUAACGAACUGUUUUACCUCUCUCAUAAACUGGUGGAUUUGUAUCCAAACAGUCCGGUCUCCUGGUUUGCCGUUGGAUGUUACUAUUUAAUGGUUGGUCACAAAAAUGAGCAUGCACGUAGAUACCUUAGCAAAGCCACCACCCUGGAAAGGACGUACGGACCAGCGUGGAUUGCAUACGGACACUCCUUUGCUGUGGAGAGCGAACACGACCAGGCCAUGGCUGCCUACUUCACCGCUGCCCAGCUCAUGAAAGGGUGCCACCUCCCCAUGCUGUACAUUGGCUUGGAGUACGGGCUGACCAACAACUCCAAGCUGGCAGAGCGCUUCUUCAGCCAGGCCCUGAGCAUCGCGCCCGAGGACCCGUUUGUCAUGCAUGAGGUGGCUGUGGUGGCCUUCCAGAACGGAGACUGGAAGGCCGCAGAGAAACUGUUUCUGGACGCGAUGGAGAAAAUUAAAGCCAUUGGAAACGAGGUCACCGUGGACAAAUGGGAGCCUUUGCUAAAUAACCUGGGACAUGUCUGUCGAAAGCUGAAGAAGUAUGACCAGGCUCUGGAGUACCACCGGCAGGCCUUGGUGCUCAUUCCCCAACAUGCCUCUACCUACUCUGCCAUUGGAUAUGUGCACAGCCUCAUGGGAGAUUUUGAGAGCGCUAUUGACUAUUUUCACACAGCACUUGGUCUCAAAAGGGACGACACAUUUUCUGUGACGAUGCUAGGACACUGCAUCGAGAUGUACAUUGGAGAAACUGAUGCCUAUAUAGGAACUGACAUCAAGGACAAGCUGCGGGGCAGCGUGAGCACGCCAACGCUGAUGAAGGUGCUGAACACGUCGGCGGACUCGGGCGAGAGCCGGACGCAGCCCCUGGAGGAGAGCGGCAUCAUGGCCCUGGAGACGUCGCCCCCGAACCCAGACAAGCCCACGGAGCCCGCCUUCCCGCGCUCGCUUCCGGAGUGCUACAUGUACGAGAGCGACAUGAUGCUGGAGACCUCCAUGUCUGACACCAGCACGUGACGUGGCCUGCCCUGAUCCGCGCCUGGGUCGAGGACUAAGGGAAAACAGAGACCCGAUCCCAACCCCACAGCCUGACUGAGGAGGACAGAGCAACCACUUCCCACUCAAAUCCCCUCCUCCCGCCCACCUUCCUCCUGC